This is a messenger RNA of Eptesicus fuscus (big brown bat), 1180 nucleotides long. RefSeq names its product glutathione S-transferase omega 1 (gene GSTO1). Gene Ontology annotation, biological process: glutathione metabolic process; L-ascorbic acid metabolic process. NCBI's taxonomy places the organism in Eukaryota, Metazoa, Chordata, Mammalia, Chiroptera, Vespertilionidae. The transcript is spliced from 7 exons. The record is from RefSeq and is a predicted model, not a curated record. Bases 248 to 1099 code for a protein of 283 amino acids. Gene Ontology annotation, cellular component: cytoplasm. Gene Ontology annotation, molecular function: glutathione transferase activity; glutathione dehydrogenase (ascorbate) activity.
GUCUGGGCGGCGAUUCCCCUGAAGGCGCGGGGCAGCGGCGCUGUCCCCCUGGCAGAGGGUGGGAAGGGGCCCGGCGCGCUCGCUGCGCGUGGGUUCGCUCCGGAAGCGCCGCGCCGGCGGAGCUGGCAGCCCGCCCCCAGUUCGCACUUAGCGGAGAGAGCAAGGGAGACGAGGAGGGAGGGAGCGGCCUGUACUUCCUGAAUCGCCUGCAAACCCAGGGCUCGAGCUCAGCCUGCGCUGCGCCACGAUGUCCGCAGGGUCAGCCAAGAGCCUGGAGAAGGGGAGCGCGCCCCCAGGGCCGGUCCCCGAGGGCCUGAUCCGCGUCUAUAGCAUGAGGUUCUGCCCGUUCGCCCAGAGGACGCGCCUCGUCCUGAAGGCCAAGGGAAUCCGGCAUGAAGUCAUCAACAUCAACCUGAAAAAUAAGCCUGAGUGGUUCUUUAAGAAGAAUCCCGCUGGUCUGGUGCCAGUUCUGGAAAACAACCAGGGUCAACUGAUCUGCGAAUCUGCCAUCACUUGUGAGUACCUGGAUGAAGCAUAUCCAGAGAAGAAGUUGUUGCCAGCUGACCCCUAUGAGAAAGCGUGUCAAAAGAUGGUCUUUGAGUUAUUUUCUAAGGUGCCACCUUUGGUAGGAAGGUUUACGAGAAGCAAAGAUAAGGAAGACUGCUCUGGCCUGAAAGAAGAAUUUCGCCAAGAAUUCAGCAAGCUUGAGGAGGUUCUGACCAAUAAGAAGACAACCUUCUUUGGUGGCAAUUCACUUUCUAUGAUUGAUUACCUCAUCUGGCCCUGGUUUGAACGGCUGGAAGCACUGGAGUUAAAUGAGUUUGUUGCCACAAACCUUCAGUUUGUAAAAAACACAACAUCUGAGAAGCUCAACAAAAGGAGGCAUGCCUUAUUCUGUGAUUAUGCACAUUUUAAAGAACUCUUCUUAAAGAACUACUUUAAAAGGUGUAUAGACCACACUCCAAAACUUAAGCUCUGGGUGGCAGCCAUGCGGAAAGAUCCCACAGUGUCAGCCCUCCUCACUGACGUGAAGACCUUUCAAGGUUUCUUAAAUCUCUACUUGCAGAACAGCUUGGAGGCCUGUGACUACGGGCUCUGAUGGGGGCAGGAGUCAACAGUGAAAAUAUAUCUGAUACUUUCCUUCACUAAUAGGAAUAAAAACAUGCUUUUAUCUUGACAA